AUACCUAACCUAUCGAUUGACCCGUCACCAGUUUGCCAUCUCUAUGUGGCAAGCCAAAGCUUCGCCUGGCUCCAAAGAAAACUUCACCCCCAAAAAUCUGUGCUCGCCGCAAACGAUGUUCAGUUACUAACCGACUUUCGCGCAAUAUCCACACGUCACGGCUACGGCCACAAGUCAUCCGGUUCAUUACUCCGAUUCCCAAAGCGGCGCGUAUACAUACACAAACAAACAAAAGCAACAAACCGCGGCGAAUUACCAGGUGUGUGGAAUUCUGUUUUAAAGCAAAACAAAUAGGAAAAAAAGAAAUACGAAAGGCUCGCCAGUAUUCAACGGCGUUUUUUUUGGGUUCAAUUUGAGACAAAAUUUAAAAUCAAUAAAACAACAAGACAAACCCCCCGCCCCGCCGACGUGUGAGUGAGUGAGAUACAUAGCUACGACCGAAUCGCAACGCGCAGCAUCCAUAAGCAUCCGAAAAUUGCAGCGGAAAAGCCGGAGUAGUGCAUUCGCCGUGCCACUGGAAACUGGAACGCGAAUCCGUGAGAUAUUCAGAUUUCCAAGCCCAAUCCCUCCGAGGCUGUUGUGUUUAACCGUUCCAAGCGUUGCGGGCCUUUUAACCACAUACAUACAUACAUAACCAAGCUUAGUGUCGCACACGGGGACCAAAAGAACAAGAAUCGAGGCGCAGCAUAAUGGUGGAGUUCCGCUUCGAUAUCAAGCCGCUCUUCGCGCAGCCAAUCAUCAAGGUGACAUCCAAUCUCCUGCCGAACACCUUUCGCGGCGAUCGGCGUCAGUGUUUAGAUGCCACCACCAAGAUGACGGAGAUCAUUGACAAGCUGGGACAGCUGUCGGCCACCUCGCAGGGACUCAGCAAGCCGGUGACCACCGCCCAGCGCCUGAGGAUGUGCGACAAUCAGACCAUAUAUCUGCUGGCAGAUAAUGAGGCGGGUCACAAUGGCGCCGUCUUAGGUCUGUUGAAGGUGGGCACCAAGAAUCUCUAUUUAUUCGACGGAACCGGAAAGACGCGCAUGGUGGAGCAGGCUCCAUCCAUUCUGGACUUCUAUGUGCACGAGUCCCGUCAGCGUUCCGGACUGGGCAAGCGUCUCUUCCAAACGAUGCUCAACGAAGAGCAGUGGACCGCAAGCAAGUGCUCGGUGGAUCGGCCGUCGGAGAAGCUACUGUCCUUUCUCAGCAAGCAUUACGGAUUAAAGCGCAUCAUUCCGCAGGCGAACAAUUUCGUGCUCUACGAGGGAUUCUUUAACGAUGGGGAAUCGGGGAAUGGAGAUGGUAACGGCCAUGAUCACGGCACCCCGAAUGGCCUGCACAUCACAAACAGUCCUAACACACACCUCUUUGGCGCUACUUACCUGGGCGAGGAUUCUAACCAGCGACGCGGUUCGCAGCAGCAGACAACACCGAAUGCACGACUGCAGCAGAUAACGCAGAUCUCUCCGUCCGGACGAUAUGGGGCUAAGCGUCCCACCUGCAGCAUGGCCGAGAUAAUUCAUGCCGGCAACUCGAAGGGCGGCAAAGGCAAUGGCAAUGCAGAAGCAAACAGUGGCAAUGGCAAUCACGAUAUUGCAGAGAUUGCCGAGCAACUGCAGCGCCAGAGCCUGGCCGACUUGGAAGCCAACAGCUAUGAGCCGGAGCCAGAAGUUGAACCGGAGCCAGAACCUGAGCCGGAACCCGAACCCGAACCGGAGGUGAUAACGCCACCAUCACCGCCGCCAAAGAGCCACACUCCAACUCCCCCAUCCGUGCGAUCGCCCGAGGUGGCCGAGAGCAUUGUGGGCGACAACCGGAGAGCUCCGGCUUUCCAGCUGAGCAAGCAGCACACGGGCAUGAAGAAUCGCUCGUUUGGCGUCGGAAUGGCCGUGAUGCCCAGCAGCAAGAUGGAGUUCGAUCAGAUGGAGCGCGAAGAUUUCGGCGUAGUGAAGAUCAACCGUCCGCCGGGUCAUGAAGUCAUCUCGCCGGGCCAGGACAAUACGGAUGCCAUGUCCACCGUGUCCUCCGGCGGCGGCGGCCUCACCGAUCAGGGCUACUACGAUCUAAAGUUCUAUCACAAUAAGUUGUGGUGAAGGAGAUCACAAACCAGAAGGCACGCAAUAUUUGCUAACAUCUUUUGUACGUGUGGCAUAAGCAUAAUUAAACAAAAAUCUAAUCUAGUCUGUAAGAUUGUAUUGUCUAAUCAAAAUAACACACCAAACGGUUCCUGUACUUCAGUUCGAUGAUUUCGUUGUGAGCUUCUUCUCCGACUUUUGUUGAUUUGUUCAUUUGUUACAAGCCACGCACUCCGAAGAGCAUCCGUAAACUAAACUAGAGCCUCACAAUUAAACGUUAACAAUAGCAAAUUGAAAUGUACGUAGAGUAAUUGCCGCCGGUACUGAGCUAGAUAAUUUUACAACACAUACUCGUCUUUGGUUGAAAAGAUCCUUUAUUAAUAAUUUCGCUUUGUACUGUGGAUUCGCAAGACCUCUUAAUGUUAUCCAGCCCGUGUGUAUCUUCCAAUUACAGAAAACGCGAAUAUUUCGAACAAAUCUAUGCCGAGUACAUGCUAUAGGGAUAGCGCCAGUUGGCCAGAAUGCAUCUUCAUAACUAUACUCAACAUUUCUUAAACAUUGUCUAACAUUUAGUUGAUAGAACAAAACCCCCAACAUGCAAAUAGAUAUUAAAGAUGAAGAUAUACAAAUAAAGCACAAAUUUUGUCGACUCUA
Drosophila simulans is the source of this 2711-nucleotide messenger RNA. Its product is annotated as alpha-tubulin N-acetyltransferase 1. Bases 690 to 2075 code for a protein of 461 amino acids. Gene Ontology annotation, biological process: alpha-tubulin acetylation. The transcript is spliced from 7 exons. The record is from RefSeq and is a predicted model, not a curated record. Gene Ontology annotation, cellular component: microtubule. Lineage: Eukaryota; Metazoa; Arthropoda; Insecta; Diptera; Drosophilidae. Gene Ontology annotation, molecular function: tubulin N-acetyltransferase activity.